Messenger RNA from Halteromyces radiatus, 1934 nucleotides. RefSeq lists its product as uncharacterized. Bases 1 to 1707 code for a protein of 568 amino acids. The transcript has 2 exons. NCBI's taxonomy places the organism in Eukaryota, Fungi, Mucoromycota, Mucoromycetes, Mucorales, Cunninghamellaceae. The record is from RefSeq and is a predicted model, not a curated record.
AUGAAUAACGCAAGAGAGAAUCAAAAUAAAACUCUUGCCUCAGAUCUUGAUGUCAAUCACGUGUUUGACCUUGUGCUUGUGGAUAUGGUUGCUUCUUUCGAGUCCGAGAGGCUUGUCUGUGUUAAGAGGAACAUGUAUGAAGCUGGAUCUUCUUACAAAUACGUCUGUGUCAGUUACCGUUGGGGCGAGUACACUGAACAAAUUGUCCUCACGCCGGAUUACAAUGCGCAUGUGACUAGUUUUGCCAUUGCAGACUUGAUUACCUUGUGUGGACAAAUACUACUUUGGAAUCAUCAAGAAUAUGAAAAAGAACCCGAUGAUGAUGAUGAUGAUAUAGUAGAUAAUAAUACGGAUAGAUAUUUAUGGGUGGAUGCUAUCUCAGUGGAUCAAAUGAAUCACGCAAACAAAAAAUCGACCACUCAUCGUAUGACUGAAAUUUACAACAGAGCUGAACUGAUUAUUGCUGUUCCUGAUUUGCACAUUGGUUAUCUCAUGGAGACUCCGAACAAUCAUGAAUUUAUCUCUACGCUGUCCAGGCACGCAAAAAAGAUAUAUCAUCAUAUCACAUUGCAAUGUACGAAUAAAAAAGGUGAUGAUGAAGAGGACGUCAAAAGUGAUCAAGUUGGUCAAGAAAACCUUGACGUUCAGAAACCAGAAAAAUAUCAACAUGCAAAGGGAGGUCGAGGCUCACGGAAACACAGAAAAUUUAGACAAUUUGUCAAAGAUACUAUACGCCAAUUACGCUUAUUAGGUGGCGCAGAUGGCACACAAAAGAAGAAUGAUGCUGCUCAGACCAAUCUGGAUGAUGAUGAUGAUGAUUUUACGGUAUCCUCUUGGGAAGACACUAGGCGUACCCAAAGAAGCAACCGUUGCCUUUGUGCUGUGGGGAUGACUCAAACGGAAAAAGAAGACUACAUCCGUGCACUGAGGUACUUGGCACAUGUGGUUAAUGAUUGGGCAAAUCGCGUUUGGGUAAUGAAUGAAUGCAGCAUUGAACGAAGAAGCAAGAUAAAGCUAUGGUUUCUCUCCAUCAGUUACAACGUUGGCUUUGAUGACCGGUCUAUUGAACUCUUGGACUUGUUUAAUGAAAGCAGGCCUACCAGGUUUGAUCAACCUUUGAAAGAAAGAUCUUUUUUGGACAUGAUGUUGAAUUCAAAGGCAGCACGAAAUGAAGAUCGCUUCUAUGCUAUCCUUCCAUUAUUCAAAGCAUUCAAACAUUAUGUUGAUGAUCAUGAUAUCUCCAAUUGGGGCAUCACUGAUCAUCUCUCUGUCCGACCCCAGUUGUUUCGAAUGGUUAAACUUCAAGAAAAGCUUGCCAUCUUGUUGUCUUGCACAAUCGCCGGCUUUUCUUCUGACGUUGUCCUCCCAUCCUUCGUUUCAAAUUAUAAUCAUCUUUUCUUCAAGAUAGCCUGCGAUCUUAGCUAUAGACCUUCAUUGUUGAAUAAUAUUGAAUUACUCAAGGACGAAGAUAUCAAUCGUGAUUAUCUUCGCAUCACUGUACCUUGGUCAAGAACAUUUACAGAUAAAAUCCUUUCUCAUGAUCUCGGUAUCACUCAAGAUGCUUGUGGAAAAUUGGGAUUGAAUACUUCUGAAUUGGUCACCGUCUUCAUGCCUAUCAUCGUUCAUGAUGAAAGAACAAAUCAUACACUUGGUGUCAAGCUAUUAGGAAGUCGAAAAAAAAUAUAUGGAUCAUGCUCAAUCGGAUGAUGGACUUGGUGGAUGUGCCUUCUUCUGAUACUUCUUCCUCACUUGAACAUGAUGUAUCUCAUAGAUCAGGUUCUUUGGAUACGUUGUGGUCAGAUAAACAUGAAUACGAUCAAGUGUUUCAUCUAUAUUAGCUUUCUAUUUUAUAAUAGAUGAUGGCUGGCUAUGAUUUUUAAUUUUUUUUUUAUUCAUUGACUUUUAGAUUUUAUGCCUUAUAUGCCCUUUUUCUU